AUGGUGGACUUUCUCAAGAAGACUUACGCUCACUGCGUCAACGCUGCUCAGGUAUGGCUGUACAAGGAGCAGCAGGCUGUGCGAUUCGUCAAUCUCAAGCCAAUUAUCGUCAUCUCGGAUGAGCUGCAGAGCGUGGCUACGUCAAGCCUAAAUCAUGAUUUCAAUAGCACUCUCAACACCAAGCACCGCUCCGAGCUGAAUCCCUCGACAUGGGAUUCAGUUCAGCUCAAGAUCCGACAGCUAGUGCUUAAGAUGGAGUAG
Messenger RNA from Beauveria bassiana ARSEF 2860, 261 nucleotides. RefSeq lists its product as uncharacterized. The coding region runs from base 1 to 261 and encodes 86 amino acids. The transcript has 2 exons. The record is from RefSeq and is a predicted model, not a curated record. NCBI's taxonomy places the organism in Eukaryota, Fungi, Ascomycota, Sordariomycetes, Hypocreales, Cordycipitaceae.